CAAACAAGGAACCCAGACUGAUUGUGGCGAAAAACAGGAAUAGGUAGCUCUCUGAUUAGUGCCCAGGAGCAGGUGAGCGUCCCGAACAUUAAUCAGAGGCAGGUGAAACUAAUCUGCAGUCAUUGCAACUAAAACCCAAACCCAGGGUUGCUGAAAACAGAACUGAGGUAGUCUAACUAACAGAACAAAACAUGAUCCGGGCAACGGAUCAUAACAAAGAAUGUCUCAUAACAGAAAGGGGUCGAGGAGAAGGGAGACCGAGCAUCUUUUCGUGUCGUUCUGGCCAUUUUCGGGUCCCAAAUGGCUUGUGAAAGUGUACCAACUUGUCGGAAUACCUGCUCAGACUUCUUUUGUCCAGGUCUCCGCAUAAUGGAGCGAGAAUGAACAGAGAGCGGCUGAAAAAAAAGCAUGAACUGGAGGUUUAUUGAGGUCAUCUGCUUCCUGUUUAUAUGGGACCAUAUAACAGUUCGGUCUUCCCGCCAGGACCCGUUGGCCACUGAGCAACAUGUCGCCAAGCAGUAUGACUGGCUCAUCUCCGACCGCGGACCGUUCCACCACUCGCGCAGUUAUCUGUCCUUUGUGGAUAGAUUCCGCCAAGGAUUCACGACCAGAUAUAAAAUUUAUAGGGAAUUUGCACGUUGGAAGGUGAGGAACACGGCCAUUGAGAGGCGGGACCUGAUCCGGAACCCCGUGCCGCUGAUGCCCGAGUUCCAGCGCAGCGUACGCCUGCUGGGCCGCAGACCGACCACUCAGCAGUUCAUUCACACCAUCAUUAAAAAAUAUGGGACCCACAUUCUCAUCUCGGCCACCCUGGGAGGAGAAGAGGCGCUGACGAUGUACCUGGCCAAAAACAAGCUGGACAGGAAGCUCGCCAAUGCCACUCAAAAUGUGGAAGCCCUCCACCAGCUGGCCUCCUCCUACUUCAUUGACCGCGAUGGCACCAUGAGGAAGUUGCACGAGAUCCAGAUCUCCACCAAUGCUAUCAAGGUGACCGAGACACGGACAGGCCCACUGGGAUGCAGCAGCUAUGACAAUCUGGACUCUGUGAGCUCCAUCCUUCUGCAGAGCCCAGAGAGCAAGCUUCAUCUGCAAGGUCUUCAGGUGAUUUUCCCAGAGUACCUGCAGGAGAAGUUUGUCCAGUCGGCUCUGAGUUACAUUAUGUGCAACGGAGAAGGAGAGUAUCUGUGCCGGAACAACCAGUGCAUCUGUCAGUGCGCCGACGAGUAUCCUCAAUGCAACUGUCCCAUCACCGACAUCCAGAUCAUGGAGAACACUCUGCUGGGGAUGUCUGAGUCCUGGGCUGCCUCCUAUAAAGACUUUGAGAACUCUGAUGAGUUCAAGUCCUUCCUAAAGAGGCUGCCCUCCACUCACUUCCUGCCCAUCAGCAGCGUUCACCUGCUCUGGGGCAGCGACUGGGACCUGCAGGCGCGCUACAGGCUCCUCCAAAGCUCCCUGGAGGUGCAGCGGCUCAAGAUCCAGCGCACUGCCCGCAAGCUGUUUGGCCUCAGCAUCCGCUGUCACCACAAUCCCAACCACCAGAUGCCAAGGGAGAGGUCCGUGAUGCAGUGGCUCAACAGGGUUCAGUCCUUCCUCUACUGCAACGAGAACGGCUUCUGGGGGACCUUCCUGGAGAGCCAAAGGACAUGCGUGUGCCACACGGGCGUCACCCUGUGCCAGCGGCCCAUCCCGUGCGUCAUCGGCGGCAACAACAGCUGCGCCAUGUGCAGCCUGGCCAACAUCUCCCAGUGCGGCUCCUGCAACAAGGGCUACAAGAUGUACCGCGGACGCUGCGAGCCCCAGAACGUGGACUCGGAGCGCAGCGAGCAGUUCAUCAGCUUCGAAACCGACUUGGACUUCCAGGAUCUGGAGCUGAAGUACUUGCUGCAGAAGAUGGACUCGCGCCUGUACAUUCACACCACGUUCAUCAGCAACGAGAUCCGCCUGGAGACUUUCUUCGACCCCAGGUGGCGCAAGCGCAUGUCCCUGACGCUGAAGAGCAACAAGAACCGCAUGGACUACCUCCACAUGAUCAUCGGUCUGUCCAUGAAGAUCUGCCAGAUGCGCAACAGCAGCAUCGACCCCAUGUUCUUCGUGUACGUCAACCCUUUCAGCGGGAGCCACUCGGAGGGCUGGAGCAUGCCCUUCGGGGAACACGGCUACCCGCGAUGGGAGAAGGUACGCCUGCAGAACUCGCAGUGCUUCAACUGGACCCUCCUGUUAGGCAACCGCUGGAAGACCUUCUUCGAGACCGUGCACAUCUACCUGAGAAGCCGAGCCAAGAUCCCGACAGGGCUCCGCAACGACACGGGUCCGGUGGAUCUGGCCGAUCCCAACAAGCGGCAGAUCUACAUCAAAAUCUCCGACAUCCAAGUGUUCGGCUACAGCCUGCGCUUCAACGCCGACCUGCUCCGAAGCGCCGUGCAGCAGGUGAACCAGUCGUACACGCAGGGGAGUCAGUUCUACUCGUCCUCGUCCGUCAUGCUCCUGCUGCUGGACAUACGGGAUCGGAUUAACCGCCUCGCCCCUCCGUCAGCGCCCGGCAAACCCCAACUGGACCUCUUUUCUUGUAUGCUGAAGCAUCGGCUCAAGCUGACAAACAGCGAGAUGAUCCGGGUCAACCACGCCUUGGACAUGUACAGCACGGAGAUACUAAAACAAUCAGACCACCUGACUGCUAAACUGUGUUGAUCACCUCAAACGUGCCCCGGACCAUUCCACGUUGGUGGGCAAACGUUUUCUUUGACUUUUUUUGCUUUUGGCCUUUUUCUGCCUUUUCGUGACGCAACUUUGUAAACAUACUUUCAAAAGAGGAGGAAAAGCGCUCCAGGAUGCUUCAAAAGACUAAUACAAAGACUGUAACAUACGUGUCCCAGCAUGUCCGUCGAUCCCUCCGAGAACUUUUGUGUCAGAUUAAAAAAAAAAAAAAUCAAAAAAAAAAAAAAUGUAUGUACUCGUGAAAAAGAGGCCUUGAUUUUUUCCCCCGAGGGAUCAAAGGUGAUAUCUGAAACUGCCAUUCUUCUUUGAAACAUUUUUAACGGGGAAAAAAAAAAAAAAAAAAAAAGGAUAAAAAAUCAUCGGAACACAAGGGCAGAUUUUAGUUGAGCUAACAUGCAGAAUGGGCGGCGAUGGUUUGAUAUUAAAAUGCGUUUAUAAAAGGAUUAAAAACAGCCCUAUAGUGUAGCCAACACAUUUAUUACGGCGUCUUUAUUACAUUUCAAACCGACGGUGAGUCGGCGAUGACCUUUUUGCGAGUUAUGAGGCACUCUGUGGGGCGCACGCAGCAGGCGGCGGCGGCGAAUGGAUCGUCACGUCCAGCAAAAGCCAGCUGUUUAUAUAUAUACAUAUACACUUAAUGUGGGUGGAUGUCUGCGCAUUACUUUAUUUUGACUCAUCUUUUGCUGGUAUCGUUAAAUGUGUGUCAUUUGAAGAUCAAUCGAACUGGAAAAAAAAAGAUACAAAAAUACGAACGCUUCUUUGCGUGUUUUUUUUGUUUAUUUAUUUUUUAUUUUAUUUUGAAGGUUAUGCUGUU
Molecule: messenger RNA, 3529 nt
Organism: Nerophis lumbriciformis (worm pipefish)
Lineage: Eukaryota; Metazoa; Chordata; Actinopteri; Syngnathiformes; Syngnathidae
Gene: brinp1
Product: bone morphogenetic protein/retinoic acid inducible neural-specific 1
Biological process (GO): negative regulation of mitotic cell cycle; cellular response to retinoic acid; positive regulation of neuron differentiation
Cellular component (GO): dendrite; cytoplasm; neuronal cell body
Source: RefSeq, a predicted model, not a curated record